Messenger RNA from Pieris napi, 1802 nucleotides. RefSeq names its product UPF0047 protein YjbQ. Lineage: Eukaryota; Metazoa; Arthropoda; Insecta; Lepidoptera; Pieridae. Bases 212 to 709 code for a protein of 165 amino acids. The transcript is spliced from 4 exons. The record is from RefSeq and is a predicted model, not a curated record.
CUCUUUCAUUUCGAGACUGUUUCACUUUCCCGCAGAAAAUAGGGUGUCGAAUCUGUCCUAUAACCUCAGUUAUAUUUAUUACAAUCUAAAGAUUAAAAAUGUAUCAUUUAUGAUAAUUGUGGUUUGUUUUGUGCAAAGAUUGUUCUAAGUGAUGUUGUGUAAUAUCGUUUGUGUUCUUACGAUCACUCUGUAGCGUUUUAAAAAAUUAAACAUGGCCUCAAACCGAGGAAUUCAGAUCGGAUCCGCGUGGUUCCAACGGAAACUCAAUUUGAGGCCGCAGCACCGGGGCGUACACUUGGUUACGGAAGAGAUCCUCAAGCAGGUGCCUGAGUUGUCGCAGUUCGCUGUUGGGCUUUGCCAUAUACAAAUAAUGCACACAUCGGCGAGUCUAGCGCUAAACGAAAGUUGGGAUCCAGACGUGAGGGAUGAUAUGGAAAUGAUGCUCAACAAAAUAGUGCCAGAGGGUCUUCCUUACCGCCAUUCUUGCGAGGGCCCUGACGACAUGCCGGCUCACGUGAAGGCAUGCUUCUUGGGAUCAUCGCUGACCAUACCAAUCACAGAUGGAAAAUUAAACCUGGGCACAUGGCAAGGUGUCUGGCUCUGUGAACAUAGAAACCAUGCCGGCAGCCGAAAGGUGGUAGUCACACUAUCCGGUUGCCCCCGCGACUCUCCACUGUCACCCGUUUCUGUAGCGUCUUGCUCCAGUUAGGAAAGGGGGGGGGUCGCGACCCCCCACACUCAGUCCCACUCGCGACCUUCCUCCAAGAGCACGAGGAGGUAAACCUCCCAGAGAAUUUUUAUCCCACAGAAAAGAGAUCUUGAGGUUCAUAUUCAUCGACCAGCUGUCAAACUGUCAAUGACAUUCUAUAGUUUUGAAUUUGGAAUAUGACCAUUAAGAUGCCGAGCCCUUAUGCUUUAAUGUACGAGAACUAAUUAUGAGAAUACACCUAAUUGAUAUUUACAAUAAUCACAAACCCAAAAGAGCUUCUUAUUACCUUAUCUUCCCUUAAAGAUUUUUUUUUAUAAUUAUUAUUAGUGCUUUACAGCAUAUUGGCACUUUACUCUUUUCUGUGUACUAAGCCUACCUAGAACCACAGUACAUGUAACAAGCAGUGACUCAACUCUAGCUUUAGCGCUUCUAUGCUUGUUUUAAUUUUUUUGUUUAUUGCGCGUUGUUUUACAUAAAGUGCCUAAGCUUAUCAUACAAUAAAUGUUUUUUUGUUAGUUUUAAAUGUUUAUGUACUAUGUUGAUUGUUGCGUAAUUUUAUUAAUAUUUACAGGUCCUAGAAAUUCACGUGUCAAAUGAGGCUGUAUUAGUACUAACAAUGAGGUUGCAGGUUCCAAAGCAGACCUUAAAUUAUUUCCUUGUUUGAGUCUGCACUGAUAGACUCGGAGAGGCCAGAGCUCUACGAGUCCUGGUGUUCGGUUCUAUCUAUUAGUGCAGACAAUUAGAAUACCCAUAUGGAAUUGAGUUACUGUUUUAAUAUGUACUGUUCCUAGAUGUUAGUUCUUAUUCUUAUCUUCGAGCGACAAUAUGUACAUAAGAUUAAUAUUUUGUAAAGCUGUGCAUGGCAAUUUGAACAGUACGGCCGCUUCAGUAUUCGUGCAUAUUUCAUACUGGAGCUUAUUACUAUGAAUUUCGCCUUCAAGGCCGACCGACAAAGUUGUAACAGUGACCAAAUUAACGUUUAAUAAAAUAUAACUGUAGUCGCUCUCGUAAUUUCAAAAAUAUUUUUCAUAGGAAUUGAAUUGUUGCCUUCCAUUCCUGUGAAGUGCCAUGCCAGACUUAAGUUCAGUUCCAG